CCUCGUCCAAUAGGAUUCGCGCGCGCUCGGCCGGGAGACGCGAGGGGGAGGACGAGGUGGACAAGAGCGAGCCGCGAACGGUGAGGACGACGACGACGAGGACGACGAGGACGACGGUGGCGGCAGCGGUGGCUGCGGUAACAGCAGCAACAAGCAGCAGCAGCAGCAGUGGUGGCGACGGUGAACGGUAACGGUUGUGACGGUGACGAGGACGAGGACGACGGUGGCGGCGACGGUGAUCGAGACGGUGCACCGUGUUGGUCGGUGGCGUACGCCGUACGUGUUAGUGCGUGUGUUCGUGCGCGAGCGCGGUUGGUCGGUGGCUCGCGUUGUUGUAUCCAAGAUGAAGUCCGACUCGAAACCUUUGUUGACAGCUCAGGCGGAAAAGGCGAAUCAUUACACAUACUUGAAGGAGUUCCGCGUCGACCAGUGUCCCCUCUUCAUACAGCGCAAAUGCACGCAGCACCGACCGUUCACGUGUUUCAACUGGCACUUUAUGAACCAGCGGAGACGCAGGCCGGUGAGAAAGAGGGACCGCACCUUCAACUACAGCGCCGACAAUUAUUGCACCAAGUAUGACGAGACGACUGGCAUCUGCCCCGACGGAGACGAGUGUCCGUUUCUGCAUCGUACCGCGGGCGACACAGAGAGGCGUUAUCAUCUACGCUACUACAAGACAUGCAUGUGCGUCCACGAUACUGACACGCGUGGAUUUUGCGUGAAGAAUGGCCCGCACUGCGCCUUUGCGCACGGAAAUCACGACCUGCGCCCACCCGUGUAUGACAUCAAGGAGAUCCAGGCGCUGGAAAAUCCGGACUCGGACCCAAACUCCUCGUCGAAUGGGCCUAACAUACUCGACAAGGAGCGUAACUUGAUGAAUGAGGAUCCAAAAUGGCAGGACACGAACUACGUGUUAAGCAACUACAAGACCGAGCCGUGCAAGAGACCACCGCGGCUGUGCCGGCAGGGCUACGCCUGUCCGCAGUAUCACAACAGCAAGGACAAACGGCGCAGCCCACGGAAAUAUAAAUAUCGCUCAACGCCAUGCCCGAAUGUGAAACACGGCGAGGAAUGGGGCGAGCCGGGCAACUGCGAACAGGGAGACGCGUGCACGUACUGUCAUACUCGCACGGAACAGCAGUUCCAUCCUGAGAUCUACAAAUCCACCAAGUGCAACGACGUGCAGCAGGCUGGCUAUUGUCCACGCGGCGUCUUCUGCGCCUUCGCGCAUGUUGACCUGUUGCCAACAGAAGAAAUGAGCCUGGCGAGGGAUAUGGCGGUACCUAUAGAUUGCGGAGCGAAUCUGCCACUUAGUGACAGUAGCAAUGGAAGCGGCGAAGUCUCGGAAUCCGCCAGUACUAGCAGUUUGGGUAGCAACAGCUCGCACAGCAAGGCGCCAGGCGCUCAACUACACAAUUCCAAUAAUACCAAUUCCGGCAUAAAUGCGGCCGCGCAGCAGAAACUUACGAGCAUACUUUACAACCCUAAUUCUCUUAUACAAGUUAAUGAAAUUCGGAAGCAAAUGGUCGCCAUCGACAGUGAUCCAUUAUUAACUAAAGCUGAAAAGGCCCAACAGAAACAUAGUCUCUAUAUUGCGUAUAAUUUGAACGGGACAUUAGGCAGUCAUUCAUUAGCAACCACUGUUUCACCACUUUCAAAUUCGUUCUACUCAAACGAUACUGUGGAAUCUGUAGUAGGAAAUGCAUUAGAUGAGUUACAUUUAGACGAUCCGUUAAAUUUAGUCGACUCAAUUCAUAGGGAUACAAAUUCACCGAUUGGCAAUUCAAUAUCAGCAGGCCUAGCUAGCUCCGGUCUACUCGGUAGCUCAGCCCCAGUCAAUAUACCGGGCAUGGCUGAACGUUCAGUUCUCACCAAUUUUUCGCCAUCGACGUCGAGCCCCCUUCAACAAUUACAGACUGGUUUUCUCACCGGAUCGAGAUUCUCUCAUCAAGAUUCCAUGGAAUCCACAUUGCCAUUUAUAAAUCAAAUAUCAGAUCCAUUUAGCAAUCACAUUUCGCAACUUAGCAGCUCGGCUUCUAAGCUUAGUGGAUUCAAUAGUAGUUUAUUCGAUUUUGCGAGCCAAGGAAUGUCACCGUCGCGUACGCAACCCACUCUACCGGCAUCUCCAUUGGUCAAUGCAUUUUCCAUUAGUCCAAGUAACACAGGAUCGUUGUCCGAGGUACAAAGGCUCAGAGACGAACUGUCCUCGAGCCGCGCUCAAUUGGCAACAUGGGACGAGCGUAUCAAUCAAGCGCGCGCGGCUUGCGCGGCGUGGCAAAUGGAAAGCGAGGAGGCAAAGAGGAAGGCGACCAUCGCCGAACAACAAAGAGACGAGAGAAGGGAUUUUUUGCAGGCACUGAAAGCACUCAGAGUCGAGAACAAGGCGUCCAAUAGCGGCCCGUAUCUCCAUUCACUGAGGAAAAUAAGCGAGCUCAGAUCACUAUCAAUAGCUACCUUGAAAUCAAUUCAAUCACAAUUGCGCUCGGAUCUCGAAGAGGUAGAAAAGGUGCUGUACAGAGAAACGGCAACAAAAUGCAUGGUUUGCGAAGAACAAAAUCGUACAGUUACUCUAUCCUGCAAUCAUUAUGUGGUCUGCUCGACAUGCGCCCAAAAUCAGCGCGAGUGCCCGUACUGUCAGACUCCGGUUGUUUCAACAAGUUAAACCCAAACCUUUUCUUAGAAUCCUGUUGUUACAAUUUCUGCUUCUCGUCCCUUAAAGAAAAAAGAACGAAGAGGCGAUACCAGCCGCAAACUCUGAAAGAAUAUCAUGUGAGUAGUAUUACGAUUUUGCGAGAACUUGUGUAUUUUUACUCUGGUACAGUGACAAAACUGAAAACACGUUUUUUUAUCGCGGUAAGCAUGUACUCGCAAAAGUACGAUUGAUUUAUCGCCAAAGUGAGUACGAAUAUGAUUAGAAUCUUUAUUGGUGUAAUCUUAAAUUACAUUGACAUUUUUCUCUCUCGAUAUAUAUACAUAUAUGUAUAUUCAGUGAAUAUCACAAUUUUUUAAAUGUAACGCUCUCUGAAAAGCAGCGUUAGCGAUCCUAAAAAAAGAAAAAAUAAAGAUGUUUUAUUUUAUACAUAAUUCAAGAGAUAAAUAUCUAGCAGGGUGUUAAUUAUACACAUUUAGCGUUUAUAACGCAAAUAUAUGCGAGUUACAGAACAUUUAGCGCGCGAGAACAAUAUAAUCGCAGUUGUGGACAAAGUUUCGGGACCUCGAAAACUAUAUAAUAAUUGUUUAAAGAAAAAUUAAUAAUAUUAAUA
Messenger RNA from Mycetomoellerius zeteki, 3263 nucleotides. RefSeq names its product RING finger protein unk (gene unk). The record is from RefSeq and is a predicted model, not a curated record. Gene Ontology annotation, molecular function: metal ion binding. Bases 344 to 2662 code for a protein of 772 amino acids. The transcript has 13 exons. NCBI's taxonomy places the organism in Eukaryota, Metazoa, Arthropoda, Insecta, Hymenoptera, Formicidae.